Molecule: messenger RNA, 1862 nt
Organism: Artibeus jamaicensis (Jamaican fruit-eating bat)
Lineage: Eukaryota; Metazoa; Chordata; Mammalia; Chiroptera; Phyllostomidae
Gene: PTPN18
Product: protein tyrosine phosphatase non-receptor type 18
Exons: 3
Coding region: 1-312 (103 amino acids)
Source: RefSeq, a predicted model, not a curated record
AUGGCCGACACGUACGCGGUGGUGCAGAAGCGCAAAGCUCCUCCCAGCACCCGGACGGAGGCCGCGGCGCCCAGCCCGGAGGGGGAACCAGUCUACAGCCAGGUGAUGACGCGCGCUCGCCGGCCGCAAACACCGGCGGAGGACGCGCAGGGGGCGCUGCUGGGCCGAGUUCCUGCUGACCCUGGCCCCACUGGGCCUGGCGCCUAUGAGGAUGUGGCCAAUGGAGCUCAGACGGGUGGUCUGGGCUUCAACCUGCGCAUCGGGAGGCCCAAAGGGCCCCGGGACCCUCCUGCAGAGUGGACCCAGGCGUGAGGGCUGCUCCCAGCCCUCCUGCUGCUCCACGUGGGUGCCUGGACCACUGAAGGCUGUGCUCUACUGGGGACCGGAACGCUAGGCCUAAAUCAAAAUAAAAUUUCUCAGGGUGGGAAAUGUGGGGACUUUGUCCCUGUGACUAUACACUUCGAGGCUUGAGACCAGGGGAGGUGGCCAGACGACAGCUGCCCGGGCUGCCCUGGGCAGUUGAAGGAUGAACACCAGGAAUGGAUUUGACCCCAAGGUGCCUCCCAAUUGUGAAGGGGAGGAUGCACAGACGGGCCCCUGCAGACUGUCCCCGUCACCACGUAAUAAAGAGGAGUUCAGUGUCGGAACCUCCCUCCCUCCGUCAUGCAGCUGAUGCCACAGGGAGACCCCGCAGCAGCAGGUCCGGGCCUGGCAUGACAAAGCCAUGUAGGCCGAUGUCAGAUAGAAGGUGACAAGAUCUUCAGAUGGACAGACAGACGGAUGGACGCCUGACCUGGAUAGGCAGAUAGACAUACCCCUAGACAGCCAGCCCGGGUGGAAGGAUCUCCAGCCAGAGAGAGAGAGACCAGUAAACAGCCUGACAAGCCACCCCCAGCAAGAGAGACCAGCAGAAUGUGAGCCCUCCCCUCCCCCGGUAGGUAGACAGACGGAUACAGGCCAGAUGGAUCCCCAGCUGAACAGACUCCCAGACAGAUACAGACGUCUGCAGCUGAGCAGACACACGCCAGCCAGACUCAUUGCUCGGUGGGCCGUCUCCCAGCUUGCUGUGUGGACCCUCCACCGAAAGACACUGCAAUCAGCCAGCCAACUCCCAGCUGAGCAGAUGGGUGGACCGCGACAAGUGGGCAGGCCCCAGCAAGUCUCCAACCUCACGAAACCCACAUUUUGCAGAGAAGUUGACGUACCUCCUGUGGGAAAGACAGCCAGGUAGACCUCAGGCCGUCAGUGGGCCAGAUGGGCGGGCGGGAGGGUCUUCAGGUGAGCAUCAGGAGCCAGGCAGAAUCCCUCCUCUCCAGACCGUCUCCCAACUGGGCACACGGUGCGGGUCAGUGGGUCCUUCAGACAGACCCCUGCUGGUCAGAGGAACCUCCUGCCCCUUAGACAGGAUCCCACCGGGUGGGCGAACCUUGAGUCAGACAGAUGGGUGCCCAGUUCGGCAGAUUAUCCUCAGCAGAGACAAAUGAACUUCAAGCCAAUUGGCCAGCUGCAUCCAAGCUAGACAGGUAGACCUCAAACCGGUAGGGACCACAACCCUUUGGGGACACCCCUGGGAAGCUGAUGAAAACUCUAGAGAUCCUCUCCUGAGACCGCCCCUAAAAUCCCCACCUUUGGAAAACAAAUUAAAGCCCUUAAGAUCUCAAUAAGCUCUCCUUAAGGAGCCUGCGGGCUCCUGUUUUCUCUCCCUACCUCCGUGCCGCCCCCUUCCCGCAGGUGUGCACCUUGCCUUUCUCCUAAACUGCAAGGGUCCUUCUUUUGUUUCUGUGACUUGUUGCCUGAGUCCAUGCAGCCCAGCUGGCUCACUUCUACCUCCAUGAUGUUCUAAAUAAAAUUCUUAUGGCAGA